AUGAAAUAGCUGAACGAGAAAAACAAUUCUAUUAUACAUAUGACGAUGCAAUAAAGAUACAACCAUCACAAUUUGCGAAUAUGCAAAUAGCUGAUAGACAUCUAGUAAUGCAACAAUUAAUAGGAGAUAUGAAUAACAAUAAUCUUGACCAUGAAAAAAGAGAAAUAGCUAGACAAAGAUAUUGGGCAAAUAUUGCUGUAGAAACAGCAAGAUUCGAUAAAAAACAACAAAUUGAACAAAGACGUUAA
Messenger RNA from Ambispora leptoticha, 248 nucleotides. NCBI's taxonomy places the organism in Eukaryota, Fungi, Glomeromycota, Glomeromycetes, Archaeosporales, Ambisporaceae. The record is from the annotation of a GenBank genome assembly.